AUGCCCCUAAUCGACAGGACUGUGUACGAAAAGACUCCGAAGCGAGCCAUCUCCUUCAGGAUCCUCUUCUACUGUAUAAUUCUAUCCUUUUCAGGCGCAAUGCAUGGAUUCAACACUGCCAACAUAUCUGGCGUCCUGGCCAUGAAGCCCUUCGAUUCCCAAUUCGAACUUGACAAAAUGAGCGAUGGCGAGCUGGCUAAUUGGAAAGGCUGGAUCACAUCUGUGCUGAUUCUUGGCUCUUGUCUUGGCUCUCUCACAUGCGCACCUGUUACCGACAGACUGGGCCGCAAGCCAUCCCUGGCCUUCUUCUCUGUCCUAUUCGUUGCAUCUGCAGUCCUCAUGACCGCCAAUCCGGGCCGAUCGAACGGAAGGAUCGAGUUCCUCGUUGGACGUAUCCUCUCAGGCUACGGCUCUGGAGCUGCGAGUGUCAUUGGCCCUGGCUAUAUUGCCGAGAUUGCUCCCCAGUCCAUCCGUGGUGGCCUGACUGCCCUCUACAACGCCAAUACCAUGCUGUGUGUUGGCCUGGCUUACUGGAUCAACUAUGGCUCGUUGCAAAACAUCAGCGCGGACACAAACACGCAAUGGCAGGUGCCAAUGGCCGUACAAGCUCUACCUGGAGUGGUCCUGUUUAUCGGCGUGUUCUUCCUCCCCGAAUCGCCUCGAUGGUUGCUUAGCCGUGGAAGAAUGGAGGAGGCUCAGCAAUCUCUCGAACGCCUACGACGUCUGCCGCGCGACCACCCUUUUGUCCGCCAGGAGUUUGAUGGCAUCCAAGCAAGCCUGGAAGUACAGUCUGGCAAGACCGGCACCAUCAGCAUGGUCAAGGAGAUGUUUGGUCCAGCCAUCAGAAAGCGCCUGUUCAUGGUCAUGAUCAUCCAGGUUGGCUUCCAGUUUUCUGGCGGCAACAUCAUCACCUACUACAACACUUCCAUCCUGUCAUCUAUUGGACUGACAUCCCGUUCCACCAACUAUCUAUUUUCUGGUAUAUAUGGCCUGGUCAAAUUUCUGGCUGUGCUGGCAUAUUCUCUCUUCCUCGUUGAUCGCUUUGGAAGACGCAUGGGCCUUUUCAUUGGCUCAAGUCUCAUCAUCGGGUCUCUCACAUACAUCACCGUCUACCUUGCUGUUGCGCAUCCCGAGGCAGAGUCUUCGACAGGUCCCGCUGGAUGGGUUGCCGUCGUCUGCAUUUACAUCUUUGCGUUGGGAUAUGCUACCUCGUGGGGUACUGUUCCUUGGAUCAUUAACGCCGAGGUGUUCCCCACGAGACUGAGGUCCACUUGUAUGGCGACCUGCGUUACCUGGCAGUACUUGAUCAACUUUGCGCUUUCUCAGGCACAACCGAACAUGGUUAUUGCUAUGCAUGCCUGGGGACCAUUUCUGCUCUUCACGCUCUUUACGACUCUCAUGACGAUAUACUGCUUUUUCGCGUACCCCGAGACAAAGGGUUUGUCGAUGGAAUACAUGGAUGAGCUGUUCAAGUUGCCUUGGUACAAGAUAGGAAAGGGUAGUUUUGCUGUCUUGGAGGCCCAGGCUCUCGCCCAGAGCACGGCGGGAACGGAAGAGAAAGGAGCCGAAGACUUGAUUGGAGGCAAGGACGAGAUCGAGGUCGCAUCCAAAGCGUCGCCGAGGGCGUAA
Molecule: messenger RNA, 1629 nt
Organism: Fusarium keratoplasticum
Lineage: Eukaryota; Fungi; Ascomycota; Sordariomycetes; Hypocreales; Nectriaceae
Product: MFS domain-containing protein
Exons: 2
Coding region: 1-1629 (542 amino acids)
Biological process (GO): carbohydrate transport; transmembrane transport
Cellular component (GO): membrane
Molecular function (GO): carbohydrate:proton symporter activity
Source: RefSeq, a predicted model, not a curated record